This is a messenger RNA of Pongo pygmaeus (Bornean orangutan), 2823 nucleotides long. RefSeq names its product carboxypeptidase A4 (gene CPA4). Gene Ontology annotation, biological process: proteolysis. NCBI's taxonomy places the organism in Eukaryota, Metazoa, Chordata, Mammalia, Primates, Hominidae. The record is from RefSeq and is a predicted model, not a curated record. The transcript has 11 exons. Bases 57 to 1322 code for a protein of 421 amino acids. Gene Ontology annotation, molecular function: zinc ion binding; metallocarboxypeptidase activity.
AGACUCUUUAUAAAUACAGCUUGACUCAGCCACCGUAUGACUGACUCCCCAGGGACAUGAGGUGGAUACUGUUCAUUGGGGCCCUUAUUGGGUCCAGCAUCUGUGGUCGAGAAAAAUUUUUUGGGGACCAAGUUUUUAGGAUUAAUGUCAGAAAUGGAGACGAGAUCAGCAAAUUGAGUCAACUAGUGAAUUCAAACAACUUGAAGGUCAAUUUCUGGAAAUCUCCCUCCACCUUCAAUCGGCCUGUGGAUGUCCUGGUCCCAUCUGUCAGUCUGCAGGCAGUUAAAUCCUUCCUGAGAUCCCAGGGCUUAGAGUAUGCAGUGACAAUUGAGGACCUGCAGGCCCUUUUAGACAAUGAAGAUGAUGAAAUGCAACAGAAUGAAGGGCAAGAACGGAGCAGUAAUAACUUCAACUACGGGGCUUACCAUUCCCUGGAAGCUAUUUACCACGAGAUGGACAACAUUGCCGCAGACUUUCCCGACCUGGCGAGGAGGGUGAAGAUUGGACGUUCGUUUGAAAACCGGCCGAUGUAUGUACUGAAGUUCAGCACUGGGAAAGGCGCGCGGCGGCCGGCCGUUUGGCUGAAUGCAGGCAUCCAUUCCCGAGAGUGGAUCUCCCAGGCCACUGCAAUCUGGACGGCAAGGAAGAUUGCAUCUGAUUACCAGAGGGAUCCAGCUAUCACCUCCAUCUUGGAGAAAAUGGAUAUUUUCUUGUUGCCUGUGGCCAAUCCUGAUGGAUAUGUGUAUACUCAAACUCAAAACCGAUUAUGGAGGAAGACGCGGUCCCGAAAUCCUGGAAGCUCCUGCAUUGGUGCUGACCCAAAUAGAAACUGGAACGCUAGUUUUGCAGGAAAGGGAGCCAGCGACAACCCUUGCUCCGAAGUGUACCAUGGACCCCACGCCAAUUCAGAAGUGGAGGUGAAAUCGGUGGUAGAUUUCAUCCAAAAACAUGGGAAUUUCAAGUGCUUCAUCGACCUGCACAGCUACUCGCAGCUGCUGAUGUAUCCAUAUGGGUACUCAGUCAAAAAGGCCCCAGAUGCCGAGGAACUGGACAAGGUGGCGAGGCGUGCAGCCAAAGCUCUGGCUUCUGUGUCGGGCACUGAGUACCAAGUGGGUCCCACCUGCACCACUGUCUAUCCAGCUAGUGGGAGCAGCAUCGACUGGGCGUAUGACAACGGCAUCAAAUUUGCAUUCACAUUUGAGUUGAGAGAUACCGGGACCUAUGGCUUCCUCCUGCCAGCUAACCAGAUCAUCCCCACUGCAGAGGAGACCUGGAUGGGGCUGAAGACCAUCAUGGAGCAUGUGCGGGACAACCUCUACUAGGGGAUGGCCCCCCUCUGUCUACAUUUAUUUGUACCCACACGUGCACACACUGAGGCCAUUGUUAAAGGAGCUCAUUCCUUCCUGUGUGAGUCAGAGCCCUCUGGGUUUGUAGAGCACACAGGUCUGCCCCUCUCCAGCCAGCUCCCUGGAGUCAUGUGUCCUGGCGGUGUCCCUGCAAGAAGUGGUUCUGCCAGCCUGCUCAAUUUUGGUCCCACUGUUUCUGAUGAGCCUUUUGUCUGUUUCUGCUUCCACCCUGCUGGCUGGGCAGCUGCACUCAGCAUCACCCCUUCCUGGGUGGCAUGUCUUUCUCUACCUCAUUUUUAGAACCAAAGAACAUCUGAGAUGAUUCUCUACCCUCAUCCACAUCUAGCCAAGCCAGUGACCUUGCUCUGGCGGCACUGUGGGAGACACCGCUUGUCUUCAGGUGGGUCUCAAAGAUGAUGUAGAAUUUCCUUUAAUUUCUCGCAGUCUUGCUGGAAAAUAUUUUCCUUUGAGCAGCAAAUCUUGUAGGGAUAUCAGUGAAGGUCUCUCCCUCCCUCCUCUCCUGUUUUUUGUUUUGUUUUGUUUUGUUUUUUUUGAGACAGAGUUUCGCUCUUGUUGCCCAGGCUGGAGUAUGAUGGCUCGAUGUUGGCUCACCACAACCUCUGCCUCCUGGAUUCAAGCAAUUCUCCUGCCUCAGCCUCCCAAGUAGCUGGGAUUACAGGCGCAUGCCACCAUGCCCAGCUAAUUUUGUAUUUUUAGUAGAGACAGGGUUUCUCCAUGUUGGUCAGGCCGGUCUCAAACUCCCAAUCUCAGGUGAUCUGCCCGCCUUGGCCUCCCAAAGUGCCAGGAUUACAGGUGUGAGCCACCGUGCCGGGCCCCUCCCCUCCUUUUUUAGGCCUGAAUACAAAGUAGAAGAUCACUUUCCUUCACUGUGCUGAGAAUUUCUGGAUACUACAGUUCUUACUCCUCUCCUCCCUUUGUUAUUCAGUGUGACCAGGAUGGCAGGAGGGGAUCUGUGUCACUGUAGGUACUGUGCCCAGGAAGGCUGGGUGAAGUGACCAUGUAAAUUGCAGGGUGGUGAAAUUAUCCCCAUCUGUCCUAAUGGGCUCACCUCCUCUUUGCCUUUUGAACUCACUUCAAAGAUCUAGGCCUCAUCUUACAGGUCCUAAAUCACUCCUCUGGCCUGGAUAAUCUCACCGCCCUGGCACAUUCCCGUUUGUGCUGUUGGUGUAUCCUGUGUUUCCUUGUCCUGGUUUGUGUGUGUGUGUGUGUUUGUGUGUGUGUGUCUGUCUAUUUUGUAUCCUGGACCACGAGUUCCUAAGCAGAGCAAGAAUUCAUCAACCAGCUGCCUCUUGUUGCAUUUCACCUCAGCACGUACCAUCUGUCCUUUUGUUGUUGUUGUUUUGUUUUUGUGUUUUUGCUUUUUCCAAACGUGUCUGUAAAUCUUAACCUCCUGCCUAGGAUUUGUACAGCAUCUGGUGUGUGCUUAUAAGCCAAUAAAUAUUCAAUGUGAGUUUCA